AUGGUUAAUGCAUCAUCAAAAAAGCGUUCUCGUGAACAUGAUUCAAGUAGUGAAGAAUCGGAAUCUGAAAAUGAAUAUCAAGUCGAAGCUAUUGUCGAUAAACGUACAAAAGGCAAAAAAAUUCAAUAUCUUCUUAAAUGGAAAGGUUAUUCAGAUGCAGAUAAUACUUGGGAAGAUAAAAAUAAUUUGAACUGUCCAGAAUUAGUCAAAGAAUUUGAAGACAGUUAUAAAAAGAAACCUAACGAACGAAAAUCGAAUGGAAAAACUGAAGCAAAAUCCAGAAAGAAGACAACAACAACAACAACAAAAUCAAAAAAAGCUAAAAUUGCUGAAAGUGAUGAAGAUAAUCAAAGUGAUGAAGAACCAUCAAUAAAUAAUGAUAAUGGUACAGAAGCAAAUACAACUACUGAUAAUAUUGAUACUAUUGAACAGAAUAAUACACAUGAUAAUUCAAAAGUAAGUGAUGUUGAACCAGUGGCACAGUCUCGUCUUCGAUCGACUUCUAAAACUGAGAGUAUAAAUGGUGAAGUAACAAAAGAAAACGAAAAAGAUUCUGAUGCUCAACAAAAUGAAACAAUCAAUACUGAAAAUGAUGAAACUAAUAAUAGCAGUAUUGAAUUAUUAAAUGAAUCAUCAUCUCCAAUAAAAGAAACUGUUAUUGAUGAACAAACAACAAAUGAACCACCUGUAAAUCUUCGUCUUCGUAUAACACCUAGUUCAGCAUCAUCAAUAUCAUUAGCAUUAAAUGAUAGUGAUAAUAAUAAUAAUACUAAUGAAAAAUCUUCAUUGGACAAUACGAUGAAUGGAGAUGAUGAUCAAGAUGCACCUGAAAUAAUAAAUGAUGAUGAAGAUUUAAUUGAAAAAAUUGAAGGUGUUAAAAAUGAUCAAGAAGGAAUAUCAUUUCGUGUAAAAUUAUCUGGCAAAAGUGAAACUCAAUGGAUGUCAGCUAAAGUUGCUAAUCGAAAAUAUCCACAAACGGUUAUUGCAUUCUGGGAAAGUCAUGUGGAAUUUACAUAA
Adineta steineri is the source of this 1017-nucleotide messenger RNA. Lineage: Eukaryota; Metazoa; Rotifera; Eurotatoria; Adinetida; Adinetidae. The record is from the annotation of a GenBank genome assembly.